UUCCUUAAUUUAUACGUCCAAUUAGAUAAUAAACUGGAGCAAUCGUUAAGAUAGAACAAAAACAGAAUAAAAAUUUUAAAAAACUUGUAAUUUUGUAUGUUUAAUAUAUAUUAUAAUGUUUCGAGAUUUCGAGGAUGAAUUUGAAUAUACUAAUGACGGACUACCACGGCGUACAACCAAAAUAGAUCAUCGUGUAAAAAUUCAAUUUGAAAAUAAUGGAAAUAAUAUAAAACCAAUAACAUUUCCUGAAUUGUUAAAAAACACGGCACAAACAUUUAGCCAACGUCCAGCAUUAGCAUUUGAAAAUGCGGAAAAAAAAUGGCAAACAAUAAAUUACUAUGAAUAUGAGAAAAAGAUUGAUAAAAUUGCGAAAAUUUUUAUUAAAUUGGGAUUUAAAGAACGUGAUUCGAUUGGUAUAUUAGCAUUUAAUUGUCCAGAAUGGUUUUAUUCAGCAAUUGGUGCAGUUUAUGCUGGUGGUAUUAUAACUGGAAUUUAUACAACAAGUAGUCCUGAUGCUGUACAGCAUAUUUUAGAAGUAGCUGGUUCAACAAUUUGUGUUGUUGAUAAUAAAAUACAAAUGGAUAAAAUUCGUGUAAUUAAAGAAAAUUUACCAAAAUUAAAAACUAUAAUACAAAUUAAUGGACCAUUUGAUUCAUUUGUAAGUGUUGAAGAUGGUUAUUAUAAAUGGAGUGAUAUUGAACAAAUUCAAAUCGACAAUGAUAUUGAAAUUGAAUUAGAAAAACGUUUAAAUGCAUUAGUACCGAAUGAAUGUUUCUCAUUAAUUUUUACAUCAGGUACAACGGAUAAACCAAAAGGUGUUAUGAUAUCACAUGAUAAUAUUAUAUUUGGUAUUAAAGGAAUUUUUAAUAGAUUUGAAUCAAUUAGUGUUGGUAAUGAAGUUUUUGUCUCAUAUUUACCAUUAAAUCAUUUGGCUGCCCAAAUUUUCGAAUUAUAUUUAUCACCACUUUUGGCGGCUUGUGUUUAUUUUGCUGAUCGUGAUGCCUUAAAAAGUACUCUUGUUAAAACUUUAAUUAAAGCACGUCCAACACGAUUUUUGAGUGUACCAAGAGUAUGGGAAAAAAUCCAUGAAAAAAUGAUUAAAGCCGAAUCAAAUUUAAAUUACUUAAGUUAUUUAAUGUUGAAUAGUGCCAAGAAAUUUGUGUAUAAUUAUCAUGUUGCUAGAAUGAAUCGCAAACGUGGUAAUGUUGUAACUUAUAAAAUUGGACAGCAAAUUAUAAAUAAAGUUAAAUCUGGCCUUGGUUUUGAUAGAUGUCGUGCAUUCGUAACAAUAUCAGCACCAAUGAAUGUAGAAACAAAACGUUAUUUUUGCAGCAUUGAUGUUUUAAUAUAUGAUGCAUAUGGACUUUCAGAAACUGGGCCAAACACAUUGAAUGAUUCAACUAUCAGGAAUUUUGAUACUGUCGGUAAUCCUUUGAGUGGCAAUGAAAUUAAAAUUUAUAAUCCAGAUGAAAAUGGUAUUGGAGAGAUAUUACUUAAAAGUCGCUCUGUUUUAAUGGGAUAUCUAAAUGAUCCGGAAAAAACUGCUCAAUCUUUUGUUGACGAUUGGUUUAAAACUGGUGAUUUAGGUCGACUUGAUAAUAAUAAUGAUUUAUAUAUUGUUGGACGUGUUAAAGAACUUAUAAUAACAUCGGGUGGUGAAAAUAUUCCAUUUGUUUUUAUUGAACAAUCUAUUAAAAAACAAUUAUCCGGUAUUAGUAAUGCUCUUUUAAUCGGUGAUAAAAGAAAAUAUUUAAGUAUUUUAUUAACAAUAAAGACUAAAAUGGAUCCAGAAAAUGGUGGCCCAUUAGAUGAAUUAGAACAGGAAUCGUUACAGUGGAUGAAAACAUUAAAUUUAAAAUAUACGAAAUUAUCAGAAAUUUUAAAAUCUGGACCAUGUCCUAUAGUUCUAAAAUCAAUUCAAAAUGGAAUCGAUCGUUAUAAUAAAAAUGCAAUAUCAAAUGUUCAUACAAUAAAAAAAUUUGCUUUACUUCCAAAUGAUUUUUCAAUAGCCACGGGUGAAUUUGGACCAACAUUUAAAUUGAAAAAAAGUGGAGUAAUGGAAAAAUACAAAGAUAUUAUUGACAAGUUAUAUGAAUAAAUUUCAUCAAAGUUGAAUAACAAAUUUAAUAUCUUUUAUUAUGCAAUUUAACAAAAACUAGUAAAGGAGAACUGAAAUUCGGAAUGGAAUUUAAAACAAAUACUAACUUAAGAUAUUUAACUUGUUUAAUUUUCUCAAUACAAUAAACAAAAAUGUUAAAUCCCUGUGCAAAUGGUAAAUGUUAUUUCUGGAGAUUUGCGCUGUGAUUAAAGAUUAAAACAGAACAUUAUAGUCUAUUAGCUUAUAUGGAAUAUUAAAAUAAUUUAAAACUAUAAAAAAUUACGAUUAUUUGUAUAAUAAGUGCGGCCAUCAAAAUUUUUUUCAUCAAAAAUUUUUAAGUAACAAAAAUAUUUUAAUAUGUUAGAUAAAUUGAUUAAUA
Messenger RNA from Condylostylus longicornis, 2477 nucleotides. RefSeq names its product very long-chain-fatty-acid--CoA ligase bubblegum-like. The coding region runs from base 116 to 2098 and encodes 660 amino acids. Gene Ontology annotation, molecular function: long-chain fatty acid-CoA ligase activity. Gene Ontology annotation, cellular component: membrane; endoplasmic reticulum. The record is from RefSeq and is a predicted model, not a curated record. NCBI's taxonomy places the organism in Eukaryota, Metazoa, Arthropoda, Insecta, Diptera, Dolichopodidae. The transcript is spliced from 5 exons.